AUGGCAUCUUCGAGCAAGCGACCCCGGCAAGAGGAGGAACAUGAUGCUACAAAUGAGACGAGGCUGGAGUCUCUGGACCUGAUCAGCAGUGAUCCUCUAGAAACACCGCGACCCAGCCGCAUUCGCAGGGGAACAAACCAAGACUUGGGCUCCCCCUCUUUGCAUGAGGACUCCCCGUCUCGAGCUUCAUCAGGCCUAUCGCAAUCGUCCACGUCGAACCAUUCGUCCGUAUCUCACCAGUCAUCCGCCAAGAGGCAGCGCCGCAACGCUGGGCUGCAAGAAACAGGCUUUAAGCCAGUCAGUUUCGAGCUAGAUUGCGACCUGCAACCUGAGUCUCUUCGGGCCCUAUGUCAACAACUCACAAAGAUUGGUGAUGGGUCCAAGAUCAUCCCUACGGAGCUGCGAGAGAUGAAGCUGACACUGGUCCAGUUGAUCGGUGCCAAUAUCCCAGAUGGGGCGUACUUUGAUGCAAAUGAUGCGCAUGGCUUACCGCAAUGGCGAUAUCCUUCUCUCGAUCUCGCGCAAGAGAUUGUGACUCGUGCCGCUUUAUGCCUCGAUGAGGGAGAAGGCGAAUCGUCCUGGAACAUGGACGUCCAUGCACCUCUGCUCUCGUGGGUCUUUCGGCAAAAGCGAUCACGCUUGGUAGAUUAUCGAUACUGUACUUCGGCCCAGAUCCUACGUGAAUUCAAGCCCAGGAAUGCCCCUUCCAAAAACGUCGACUUCUGCGUCAUCAUCCGCCCAGAAGAAGACAGUCCGGCAUACGAGGCCAUCGAGGACCUCUGCCGCCUCGGGCGACCCGGACUGGCCAUCAACCACACCGAAUGGGGCAACUUUGACAAGGACCCGAUCGCCAUCUCCAUUGAGACGAAACGGCAUGCCGAAAACUGGGACAAUGCCAUCCUCCAGAUGGGCACCUGGCACUCUGCGCAGUGGCGGAGUCUGGUCUGGGGGAGGAGUCAACAGCCGGUGCGCCACAUCGAUUUUCUGCCUGGCAUCAUCAUUCAGGGACAUAGCUGGCUUUUUGUUGCCACUAUCUUCAAGAAUAACAAGGCGAGGCUCUACCACUCUGUCGCCAUCGGUGAUACGAAGACCAAAUUUGGCAUUUACAAGCUCACCAUCUCCUUGCAGUGUUUACAAGGAUGGGUUGAGGAGACAUACUGGCCUGCUUUCAAGGCGGACAUUCUGGAAAUUUGA
Molecule: messenger RNA, 1194 nt
Organism: Ilyonectria robusta
Lineage: Eukaryota; Fungi; Ascomycota; Sordariomycetes; Hypocreales; Nectriaceae
Exons: 3
Coding region: 1-1194 (397 amino acids)
Source: RefSeq, a predicted model, not a curated record